CUAGCUGUCAUUUAAACUGAUUCCGGGUCAGAUCCCCCUAACAGCUUCGUUCCGGAAGUCAGCGUUUAGCUUCUGUGGUCAACAUUCGUAGGCAUUUUUAUCUGCGAAUGUCCACAUUUUACUACAGAACAUUUGAUCAGUAUUUCUAAAAACUUUUUUUUUUUAAUUUCCCCCUGAAGUUAUGGACAAGCUACGUCGUGUUCUCAGCGGCCAGGAUGAAAACGAAGAACUGGGUUUGACUUCACAGGUUCUGGAUUCCAGCACACUCAGCUACAGUACCAGGGUGAAGUGGUUUGUCAUAUGUUUUGCUGGAGGCAUCCUGUGCUCCAUACUCGGCUCAGCACUGCUGUUCCUUCCCAAUGGGAUCAAGCUUUUUGCUGUUUUCUACACUAUAGGGAAUAUAUCUGCUCUGGCCAGCACUUGCUUCUUGAUGGGACCACUUAAACAGCUGAAGCGCAUGUUUGAAAAAACAAGACUCAUAGCCACCAUAGCUAUGCUGCUCUGUCUCAUUUUAACACUUUGUGCAGUUUUUUGGUGGCAUAAAAAGGGAUUGGCCAUCGUUUUCUGCAUUCUGCAGUUUUUGGCCAUGACGUGGUACAGCAUCUCAUACAUUCCUUUUGCCAGGGACGCAGUGAUCAAGUGCUUCACAACCUGUGUGAGUUAGAACUGAGGACUCAACAGUUGAAAAGUGGACAAAGUGUGCAAAACACAAAAGAAGUGACCUUGUAAAAUUUUCAUUUCCACUGUUUAUGCAAAUUCUCUUAAAUGCAGUAAUGUGAAUUCUUGCUUUUCAAUUCUAGAUAAAGCUUUGUACCAAUAACAG
Molecule: messenger RNA, 823 nt
Organism: Oryzias melastigma (Indian medaka)
Lineage: Eukaryota; Metazoa; Chordata; Actinopteri; Beloniformes; Adrianichthyidae
Gene: sft2d1
Product: SFT2 domain containing 1
Exons: 8
Coding region: 182-664 (160 amino acids)
Biological process (GO): vesicle-mediated transport
Cellular component (GO): membrane
Source: RefSeq, a predicted model, not a curated record